AGGAUUGAGUUCAUUUUCGCCACCUAUUAGAUUGUCAGGAAUUGAUGAAAUUGACAUGAUUUCUGGUUCCUUUAUUGGGUGGCUCCCCAUAUUUAAUUAUUUACUUUGAGUCCAUUAAUGAAUUUGGUAGAGCUCCAGUUGAGCUUUAUAUAGUCUUUGUGUUAAUGUUAAUGUAAAUGUAGCAUCGAGAUCUGCGUUUUCAUGCUUCGUUGGCUUCACGCAGAAACUUUCGAACUCCUUCGAAUUGAAAGCUUUCGAAUCUCCAACUUCUACUUACUUUUUAGCGUGCGUGUAACUCAAGUUUUGCCGUUAAAGCUAUCGAUUUUACCCUCUUUUCAUAUGUUUUUGUGUUCCAUUUUUACGUUAAGCCAUGGCUUGUUGCUGCCUUCUUCAAGCUUCUGCUUCAUGACAAGAGCAAUCCCAGGGUAUAUUUUUGUGCAUUAUCUAGGAGUGGAUGCAAUUCAAGCCGGCUUGGGCUCAAAUCGUACUUUGGCUUGAACGAGCCGAACUCAAGUUGAAGCUCGGCUUGAGAUUGAUAUUUCGCUGGCUUUGCAGCACCAGAUCUCAUCACUGAACAGCCAGCUCAAGCAAGCCGAGCUUGAACUCAAGUUGGUCAUUUUGGAUUUAAGUUGAGCUUGAGCUGACCCUUGUUUGGGCUCGGCUCACAUCCACCCCUAACAUUAUUUGUGUUAUUUACUUUAAUAUUCAGGGUGAAGAAUAACUGAAAGCCGAAAAGAGCAUGCCUUUGGGGAUUGGAAUACUCACUUUAGUGAUUUUUCUCUCUCUUUUAGAAAAGGAUUAUUCUUUUCCAUCUUUCUCUGUAGUGACUUCACUUUAGAUAAUAUUGAUUAAUACAAGUACCUUUUCUAACUCUUCUUGAAGUUUGGAUAUAUAUUUUAAUAAUAUACAAGUUAGAUUGAGGCAGAAAGGUGCUCUAGGAAAGGAGCUUUACUGAGUUGGACAUAUAGUGUAUCUUUCUAUGGUUCAUUAAACACAAUAUCUUGAAUUUUAACAGGAUUAAGAAGGUUUCCAAUGCUGCUGAUUGAAGUCAUGAAGUAUGCUGCAUCUGCCUCUUUCUGAUGCUCAUGUAUAUGUCAGUUGGAAUUUACAGAUUACAAUGGUGUUCUUUUACAACUUCAAAGGUGUUAAUACUUUCAAACAAAAUAUUGUGAUAAACGGAGAACUUGAUGAAUUUGUGAAGUUACACUAUUCAAGGUGGCAGGCACCUUCAUAGAACUUCAAUUGACAACACACUAUGAAGCUACACUCGUUUUUUGAAGCACUGCCUCUCCUCUUGGUAAUUUUCUCCAUUCCCCGUGUAAUUGCUGAUCUAAAUUCAGAGAAGCAAGCCCUCCUUGAAUUUGCCAACAGUGUCCCUCAUGGCCGAAAGCUAAAUUGGAGCAAUUCUACCUCUGUUUGUACUUGGGUUGGCAUCAGUUGCAACCAGGACAGCUCUCAUGUGAUUGCCGUCCGCCUCCCUGGUGUUGGUCUGAAUGGUCCGGUUCCAGAGAACACACUUGGAAAGCUGGACUCACUUAUGAUUCUCAGCCUUCGAUCAAACCGCCUCAGUGGGGAUCUUCCACCUGAUUUACUUUCCCUUCCGUCCCUUCGCUACAUAUAUCUUCAAAAUAACAACUUCUCAGGAAAUAUUCCUUCCACCCUUUCCCCCAAUCUUAACUGGAUUGAUCUCUCUUUCAACUCCAUCACAGGCAACAUUCCAGCCACAAUUCAGAAUUUAACACAUCUCUUAGGUUUAGACCUCCAAAAUAAUUCUCUUAUGGGAGUCAUCCCUAAUUUCACUCUUCCAAGGCUUACACAUUUGAAUUUGAGCUACAACCACCUAAAUGGUUCAGUUCCACCUGCCCUCCAGAAGUUCCCUUCAGCCUCCUUCGAAGGAAAUUCCAGGUUAUGUGGACCACCUCUAAACCAAUGCUCUACAAUUCCACCCUCACCUAGUCCAUCCCCAGCUUACUUUGUACCUCCACCAACAGUUUCCGAAGAACCAAGAAAGAGCCCAAAGAAGAUACUCAGUACUGGCGCUAUAAUUGCCAUAGUAAUUGGCGGUUUUGCUGUUUUGUUCCUAUUAAUACUCAUGAUGGUAAUUUGCUGUUUCAAGAAAAAAGACACUGAAGGUGCUGCAGCAACAAAAGGGAAGAGUGGUGAAAAGCCUAAGGAAGACUUCGGGAGUGGGGUUCAGGAAGCUGAGAAAAACAAGCUGGUUUUCUUUGAAGGUUCUUCAUAUAAUUUUGAUCUGGAGGACUUACUAAGAGCUUCAGCUGAAGUGCUCGGAAAGGGGAGUUAUGGGACUACUUAUAAAGCGAUCUUGGAGGAGGCAGUUACAGUGGUAGUGAAGAGGUUGAAAGAAGUCGUGGUGGGCAAAAGAGAAUUUGAACAACAAAUGGAAAUUGUAGGGAGUAUAAGUCAGCAUCCUAAUGUCAUCCCUAUCCGAGCUUAUUACUUUUCAAAGGAUGAGAAACUCCUUGUAUAUGACUUCAUAGCCGGUGGGAGCUUUUCAUCAUUAUUGCAUGGAAACAGGGGAAUGGGACGAACUCCAUUGGACUGGGAAACAAGAUUAAAGAUUUCACUUGGAACUGCCAGGGGCAUUGCCCAUGUUCAUUCUGCAGCUGGGGGGAAGCUCAUCCAUGGCAACAUCAAGUCAUCUAAUGUCCUUCUCACCCAAGACUUCAUUGGAUGCAUCUCUGAUUUUGGCUUAACUCCAUUAAUGAGUUCCCCAACUGUCCCCACGAGAAGUAUGGGCUACCGAGCUCCUGAGGUGAUUGAAACAAAAAAGUUUUCUCAAAAAUCUGAUGUCUACAGUUUUGGUGUACUUCUCCUGGAGAUGUUAACUGGGAAAGCACCAAUCCAAGCAUCAGGGCAUGAAGAUGUGGUUGACCUUCCAAGGUGGGUUCAGUCUGUUGUUCGAGAGGAAUGGACAUCCGAGGUGUUUGAUGUAGAACUAAUGAGAUACCAAAAUAUUGAAGAAGAGAUGGUGCAGAUGCUUCAGAUAGCUAUGUCAUGUGUAGCAAGGGUGCCGGACAUGAGACCUACGAUGGAUGAAGUCAUAAGGAUGAUUGAGGAAAUUCGGCCAUCUGAAUCAGAGAACCGGCCGUCAUCGGAGGACAAGUCCAAGGGUUCACAUGCGGAAACCCCUUAAGCAAAAUUAGACAAUGCAGUUCUUAUUCAGUUCACAACUCUGCUUAUACCAAUUCCAGAAUCAAGAUCUAUCACCUAAAUUGCUUGCCUUUCUAAAAGUGAACUGUGUGAUUCUUUUAGGAUUUUAGUGUCACAGAAUUUCAUCAUCAUUAUUUCUCCUUUUCUGUGAUCUUUGUAGUUAAUUCUAUUUUUAAGUAAAUUACACUAUACUAUUUGUAGUAUCCAUGUUUGUCCUGGGUAGUAAAGAGCUUCUGCAAUCACACAACCAAAA
This is a messenger RNA of Mangifera indica (mango), 3424 nucleotides long. RefSeq names its product probable inactive receptor kinase At5g58300. Gene Ontology annotation, molecular function: ATP binding; protein binding; protein kinase activity. The transcript has 4 exons. The coding region runs from base 1256 to 3154 and encodes 632 amino acids. The record is from RefSeq and is a predicted model, not a curated record. Gene Ontology annotation, biological process: protein phosphorylation. NCBI's taxonomy places the organism in Eukaryota, Viridiplantae, Streptophyta, Magnoliopsida, Sapindales, Anacardiaceae.